UAGCUUAGCGGAGCUGCAGCAGCAGCCUAUGCUGCCCCUGGGUUUGUGGGUUGGCUUCCCAGUGCUGGAGCAAGUGACAUUUGGACUUAACCCCUGCUUGUGCAACACAGCCCAGGUGAGGGCUGUGAGGGUCGGGAGUACAAGGUCUCAGUGGCCCCUCGUGCUUUUCUGCAAUGGUGAACGGCAGGCCCCAGGCUGUGGACAGAACUACAGAGUGUCCAGGUUGCAGAGAAGGACAACUGAGGUACAGCAAUAGGGACCAGCUUCCCCCUGUCUGAGGGACCACCAAGCAUGCUGCCUGCAAACGUGAAGUGAUGACAGGGCCCAUCAGGACCUGAUCUGAAUCCCAGAGGUGAGAAGACUGAGAAGAGGCUGCGGAGAAAGGAAGCUGCUGGGUCUGUGCGGCUGCCCUUCGACCAGCAGCCACCGGAAACAGAGGAAGCUGCUGGCCUGGUCAGAGGUGUUGCAGCCCGGGAGGAGGGCAGGCGCGCGGGGAGCCUCACGUCUGGCUUCCCCUUGGCUGACACACGUGAGACCAACGAAGGUGCUGCUUCGGGGACAGAAGGCGGCAGGGAAGCUGUUUUUACUCUAGCCACCGGAGGGCGCUGUGGCAUCAAUGGCUCUACCAGACGAGUCUGCAGCCUUAAGUCAGUGGAAGGCUUCUUAGGGAACUACUGAAUCCCUCCUUUCCUCAUUUUACAGCCUCUCCAGAUGUAGGAAGCCGGUCGGGCAGCCAUGGAGUGGCACAACGGCACCAGCCAGGCUCCGGGCUCGCCGCCGACCACCUGCGUCUACCGCGAGAACUUUAAGCGACUGCUGCUGCCGCCCGUGUACUCGGUGGUGCUGGCGGCCGGCCUGCCGCUGAACAUCUGCGUCAUCGCCCAGAUCUGCACGUCCCGCCGGGCCCUGACCCGCACGGCUGUGUACACCCUGAACCUGGCCCUGGCCGACCUGCUGUAUGCCUGCUCCCUGCCCCUGCUCAUCUACAACUACGCCCAAGGGGACCACUGGCCUUUCGGCGACCUCACCUGCCGCCUGGUGCGCUUCCUCUUCUACGCCAACCUACACGGAAGCAUCCUCUUCCUCACCUGCAUCAGCUUCCAGCGGUACCUGGGCAUCUGCCACCCUCUGGCCCCCUGGCACAAGCGUGGGGGCCGCCGGGUCGCCUGGCUCGUGUGUGGCAUCGUGUGGCUGGCCGUGGCGACCCAGUGCCUGCCCACAGCCUUCUUCGCCGCCACAGGCAUCCAGCGUAACCGCACAGUCUGUUACGACCUGAGCCCGCCCGCCCUGGCCACCCGAUACUUGCCCUACGGCAUGGCCCUCACGGUCAUCGGCUUCCUGCUGCCCUUUGCCGCCCUGCUGGUCUGCUACUUCUGUCUGGCCCGCCGUCUGUGCCGCCAGGACUGCCUCACGGGGCCUGUGGCCCAGGAACGGCGUGGCAAGGCAGCCCGCAUGGCUGUGGUGGUGGCAGCUGCCUUUGCCAUCAGUUUCCUGCCUUUCCACGUCACCAAGACAGCCUACCUGGCGGUGCGCUCCACGCCCGGGGUCUCCUGCCCCAUUCUGGAGGCCUUUGCAGCCGCCUACAAAGGCACGCGGCCCUUCGCCAGUGCCAACAGCGUGCUGGACCCCAUCCUCUUCUACUUCACCCAGAAGAAGUUCCGCCGGCAGUCCCAUGAGCUGCUACAGAAACUCACAGCCAAGUGGCAGCGGCAGGGCCGCUGAAUCCACUGGGGCAGGACCCGUGGGGCCCGGACAGCCGUAGUCUUUACCACUGUGGCCGGGACACCAGGAGCCUGACCAAACCUAAAGCAUGCAGAGAGUUAGAGCUUAGCUCAGCCGGAUGUGGAGUGAGGUCCCCCACAGAUCCCCGACUCUCCCCAGCUACUUACAGAGCUCUUUCUCUGGACAGGCCCUGUGGCCACAGAGACAGACAAGCCCGAGCCUGGCUCUCCAGGUCUUAGUCAGCCACGGAGAGUUGGGCAAGCCAUGUUAAGCUGCUCACAAAAAUAUAAUGUGACGUGUUCUAUACCCGAGGAAUAUGCUGCCUGCUUCGGGGUCGUGGGAGAGAGAGAAGAUGGGAGGAGGGAGUGACAGCUUCUGGGAAGAGGCAUUUGAGCUGGGUUUUGAGGAAUGAGUAUAAACUGAGUGUGAUGCUUCA
Messenger RNA from Phyllostomus hastatus (greater spear-nosed bat), 2158 nucleotides. It is a transcript of the gene P2RY6, whose product is annotated as pyrimidinergic receptor P2Y6. Gene Ontology annotation, biological process: G protein-coupled receptor signaling pathway; cellular response to pyrimidine ribonucleotide. Lineage: Eukaryota; Metazoa; Chordata; Mammalia; Chiroptera; Phyllostomidae. Gene Ontology annotation, molecular function: G protein-coupled ADP receptor activity; G protein-coupled UDP receptor activity; G protein-coupled UTP receptor activity. Gene Ontology annotation, cellular component: plasma membrane. The coding region runs from base 736 to 1722 and encodes 328 amino acids. The transcript has 6 exons. The record is from RefSeq and is a predicted model, not a curated record.